This is a messenger RNA of Pelobates fuscus (common spadefoot toad), 3043 nucleotides long. RefSeq names its product acetylcholinesterase (Yt blood group) (gene ACHE). Gene Ontology annotation, molecular function: acetylcholinesterase activity. Gene Ontology annotation, biological process: acetylcholine catabolic process; choline metabolic process. Gene Ontology annotation, cellular component: plasma membrane. The transcript has 4 exons. The record is from RefSeq and is a predicted model, not a curated record. Lineage: Eukaryota; Metazoa; Chordata; Amphibia; Anura; Pelobatidae. The coding region runs from base 179 to 1987 and encodes 602 amino acids.
UCUGACCCCAGGAGAGGGAGGAGAGAGAGAUUGACAGAAGGAGAGAGAUACAUUGACAGAAGGAGAGAGAUACAUUUGUGCUGUGGAGAGGGAGGGAGAGUCAGGCAGGAGAGUGGAUGUGAAAAGAGACAUUUGAGAAUAAUCAUUGAAUCUCAGGUAAUCUCAAGGAGAACCAGCUAUGCCACUCUUGCCCCUCACCCCACUGUGUCUCUGCACCUUGUCUCUUCUUCUCCUCCUGUCUCAAGCCCUUGCCCAAAGUGAUUCUGAUCUUCUGGUCACUACUCGUUCUGGUAAAGUACGUGGUGUCCGGCUUCCAGUACUCUCGGGUUAUGUCAGUACUUUUCUAGGCAUCCCCUUCGCUGAGCCUCCAGUGGACAAAUUGCGUUUCAGACGAUCAGAGCCCAAGAAGCCAUGGGGAGAUGUAUGGGAUGCAACCUCCUACCCGAAUGCCUGCUAUCAGUAUUUUGACACACUAUAUCCUGGCUUUCCUGGCAUUGAAAUGUGGAACCCUAAUCGUCCCAUGAAUGAAGACUGCCUAUACUUAAAUGUCUGGGUCCCUCAUCCACGUCCUACCAAUGCAACAGUCAUGGUUUGGAUCUAUGGUGGUGGCUUCUAUAGUGGAUCCUCCUCUCUGGAUGUCUAUGAUGGACGGUAUAUGAGUCAUGCUGAAAAUGUUUUGGUAGUCUCCAUGAACUAUCGAGUUGGAGCCUUUGGUUUUCUGACAUUGACACCAGGCAGCCCUGAUGCUCCAGGGAACAUGGGCCUGUUUGACCAGCGUCUGGCACUGCAGUGGGUUCAAGAUAAUAUAGCAUUCUUUGGUGGUGACCCCAGAACAGUCACCAUUUUUGGGGAAAGUGCUGGUGGUGCAUCAGCGGGCAUGCAUGUUCUUUCACCUGGCAGCCACCCUCUGUUCUCCAAAGCUAUUCUUCAAAGUGGCUCUCCAAACACACCUUGGGCAACUGUAACAGCACAAGAAGGUCGAAGACGGGCAGAAUUAUUGGGCAAGUUGUUGGACUGCAGACUUGGAAAUGACACUGAACUGCUGAAUUGCAUGAGAACAAAAUCACCACAGAUGUUGAUUGAUCAUGAGUUCUCUGUGCUGCCAACCCCCAGCAUCUUCCGCUUUGCAUUUGUACCUGUGCCUGAUGGAGACUUCUUUCCUGAGCCUCCUGAUACCCUGAUGAGCAUGGGGAGGUUUAAGUCAUGUCCACUGAUUGUAGGAGUUAACCAGAAUGAGGGUUCUUAUUUCCUUCUCUAUGGAGCACCAGGAUUCAGCAAGAACAAUGAGAGCCUACUUACAAGAGAAGACUUUUUAGGAGGUGUUAAGAUGAGUGUUCCAAUGGCUAAUGACAUUGCACUGGAGGCAGUGGUAAUGCAAUACACAGACUGGGCAGAUGAACAUGCUGGUGCUAAGAACCGGGAGGCAAUGGAUGAUUUGGUGGGAGAUCAAAACGUAAUUUGUCCUGUGACUCACUUUGCUGGAAAAGCAUCAGAGUUUGGAAACAGGGUGUAUGCCUACUUCUUUGACCACAGGGCAUCCAACUUAGCCUGGCCACAGUGGAUGGGUGUACCACAUGGAUAUGAGAUUGAGUUUGUCUUUGGUCUUCCUCUGGAUGUCAGUCUGAACUAUACCCCAGAAGAAGCAGAGUUAAGCCGGAAGAUUAUGCGAUACUGGGCUAACUUUGCAAGGACCGGUGACCCAAAUGAAGGUAGUGAUGUCCGUCUACAACGUUGGCCUCUGUACACUGGGACAGAGCAGAGGUACAUAGCGCUCAAUAACAAGCCUGCGAAGAACCUGCAGGGAAUCAGAGUCCAGACGUGUAUCUUCUGGAACCGUUUCCUGCCCAAACUGCUCAACAUCACAGAUAAUAUUGAUGAAGCAGAGCGACAGUGGAAGGUAGAAUUUCACCGCUGGAGUGCCUACAUGAUGCGGUGGAAGAAUCAGUUUGACCAUUAUAGCAAGCAAGAGCGUUGUAGCGAGCUGUGACACCACUGUGACAUCACUAUGCCAUUGCAAAUCACAAUCCUCAGUUCUACAAAAACAAAAAAAACAGCAGAAAACUGUGAUAUAAUUGUGUUGCAAUCUUGAAUUUGCUGCACAGUUCCUCCAGACUGCAUCAAUGCAUAGGAGAUGUAAUAAUCUGUGAGACUAUUCACAUCACAACACAGACAUCCCCAUAAACCCACACACUGUCACUCAAGUGCUCUCAGCGAGAUAUAUACUUAGACACAUAAACAGUUUUACACAUGCAUUUUGUGACUCCUCGCUACAUCUCGUGUUUGCUCCUGUCCUUUGUACUGUACGUCCCCUCCUCCUUCCAGGGGCAUGUCUUCUGUAUUAUGCUGUGACCCUUCGCAUGUCCUUCUGUAUAUAGUGUUUGAUGAGAAAAAAAAAAGAUAUACAUAUAUAUAUAUAUAUAUAUAAUAUAUAUACAUAUUUAUAAUAUAUAUAUGGUGGGAGAUCUAUGCGUAUGCUAUUUAUUUGUGAUGCUGUGAAUGUCAGACCUCAUACCUCCCACCAGAUGCCAAAGUGAAAAUAUUCCCUUGAUAUAGGUUAUGUUGUGUAUAGUAUAACUAUGCAUACAUUGUAUGUAUUGUCCUAUAAUUACCUUCCCACUAAAUGCAUUAUAUUUAUUGUGCACCACAACAAACCCCAUUUUACUUGUUUCCCUUCAUGAGCAAACCUAUAUGUGCUCUGAUCCCCUACAUUGACUGUACAUCGCAUAUUAUACCCAAUGGCCUACUUGUUGGAUGUUCAGCAUUAGCUACAAAUACACAUACUCACGUUAUAAUAACAUGUCUUACACACACUCCAAUCAAUGUCAGGUUAUAUGAAUACUGCUACAUCUUUAAGUUCCUUCAAUAUAUGUAUGCAUUCUUUGAUCUCUUCCAAUCAUCUGCUCAUCAUUUAACCCCUCACUUUUUGAGAACCCAAUGACUUCCAUGCAAUACUGCUGUAUGAACAAUCAUAUGUGUACAAUGUAUAAUACCCACCUACUUAUGAGUUAUAUUAAAAUAAAACUAAUUUAUUUGUUUUUACAAU